Eruca vesicaria subsp. sativa (arugula) is the source of this 345-nucleotide messenger RNA. The record is from the annotation of a GenBank genome assembly. NCBI's taxonomy places the organism in Eukaryota, Viridiplantae, Streptophyta, Magnoliopsida, Brassicales, Brassicaceae.
AUGGCUUUGAUGGGAUUUGCUGAGCACCGGAGGUUACAGGACUGGUACAACCCAGGAUCAAUGGGCAAGCAGUACUUCUUGGGGCUAGAGAAAGGUUUUGCCGGUUCGGGUGACCCGUCUUACCCAGGUGGACCUUUCUUUAACCCUCUUGGGUUUGGGAAAGACGAGAAGUCAAUGAAGGAGUUGAAACUCAAGGAGGUCAAGAACGGUAGACUGGCUAUGCUUGCAAUCCUAGGCUAUUUUGUGCAGGGACUAGUGACUGGUGUGGGGCCUUACCAGAACCUUCUUGAUCAUUUGGCGGAUCCAGUCAACAACAAUGUCUUGACCAGCCUUAAGUUCCACUGA